AUGGAGUCCAUUAAGGAAUCACUAUCUGCACUCACUGAUAUGUUCAAUGCGAGGAUGAACGAUUUCCAGCAAGACUUAAAUAAGACCUCAUCACCUGUCACAAAUCAUUCUUUACCAGUGGAAUUCAGUACCUUUAGAAGUUUUAUUCUCUCUGCGCUGAAUACCUUACAACGCCAGGUUGAAUGUCUAGCAUUAGAAAUUGACCGGCAAGAAAUGCGAAGGCGGCAUAAAAUGAUAUUAUUUCAUGGAGUGCCGGAACAGAAGGUCGAGGACACAACAGCAAAGAUUACUGGUUUGGUCGCUGAACACCUGGACUUGUCAAAUUUUUCUUCUGCAAGUAUUAAGCAGACCUACCGCUUGGGUCGUUCCUCUGAUAAACCUAGACCGAUUGUCGUAAAGUUUUCCGAUACUGCAGUGCGUAAUAAGGUAUGGUUUAGCAAAACCAAACUUAAAGGGACAGGCAUCACACAGUCCGAGUUCCUUACAAAGAGCAGACAUAACACCUUCUUGGAGGCUCGGCAACGCUUUGGUAUUGGCAAGUGCUGGACACGCAAUGGGUAUAUCCAUAUAAUUGCUUCUGAUGGUUCUAGGCAUCGUGCAGAAUGCAAACUGGAUCUCAACUCAAUUUCUUCCAAUCAGACUAAAUCUCCGACGCAAAUUCCAGUUGCAAGUUUAAAGCAGCGAUGGAAACACUUCAGAGACCACUACCAUAAAAAGAAAAAACAAACACAAAAAAAGACCAAAUGGAAAUAUAUGCAUUUACUUAGCUUUCUAUCACAACAUCCUAAAAAAGAUGCACUACCAGAAAAUAAGACUGAAAAAAAAGAAAUGGUACAAAAACUAUCGACAGCAGCACACAAUGAAUCCUCAGAUUUUUCAAAUGUGUCUGAGUUUGAAAACGAGGGAAGUGAAUCUGCUUCUUCAACGGGAAGUUUUAGUUACAAGCAAGCAGAGUUGCUGCAACCAGAAUUUGCGACUACAACUAAGCAUUUAGAUCCACCCUAUGAAGAAGCCAAAAAUCAAACAGACCACAAACACGCUCAAACCAUUAAAGAAAAACAAGAAUUACAAAGAUUUCUUCCAUACUUCCAAAGACUGGUAAGGGAUCAGGUAUUAAAGUCAUAUUCACAACCUGGAGCUCUCACUCUAUCCAGUCCAAAUCUCAAAUCUUCGGAAAGUCAAACUAGAGAAAUGUCUAUUGACACGUCUUUGGGACUUCAUGCAAAUUCUAAUAAUCACGAAAUACGUAAAAGUACAACAACAGAACCAACUUUAGUACCAGGUGUUUUUGGGGCAAACUCUGAAGCCAGUGGAAGUAGGUCAGAAGUAGCGAAAACUGCGGAAUUAAUUGAUAGAACUCGCAAAAUUUCCUCAAGCCAUGGAGACGAUUUUGACGGAUUACAGAUUGAUCAGUUAAGGAACCCUACGAUACGUAAAAGACCAUCUCCAAUCGAUCCAGUUCAUCGAUUUUACGACGCAGUUGCUGAGAUUGUUUCAAUGUUUCCACCACACUUGGUUUCCGAAGCGAAGCUCGCAAUUCACAAAAGCAUGAUGAUGUUCUCC
Molecule: messenger RNA, 1563 nt
Organism: Brenthis ino (lesser marbled fritillary)
Lineage: Eukaryota; Metazoa; Arthropoda; Insecta; Lepidoptera; Nymphalidae
Source: the annotation of a GenBank genome assembly